GGAAAUGAGAUUGAAAAUGACAGCUCAGAAUAUUCCUGAGAAAGAACUAUCCUGUGACGUGGAAAUGGAAGGAUUUGCAAGGGAAGGUUCCCAUCUUUCCAUUCUAGGUAAUAAUAGGGACUGUAAGAACCGGGAGGGACAUUUGAGGCAGUCAGCUUUAACUCAGGAGAAACCAGGGACUCAGGAAACAAUUUGUGAAUAUUCUGGACUUGGGGAGCAUUUGAGUGCAAGCUCAGACCUUCUGCCAUCUAAGAGAAUUCCUACAAAUGGUUUUCAUAUACGUGACUCAGAUGUUGAAAGUUUGGAUUGCGACGCAGCUUUAUACAGUUGUCAGAAAAAUUAUGUAGCUAAGAGCACUAGUGACAGUGAUGCUUGCGGAAUGGCCUUCGACCAUUCUUUGGAAGUUUUUCAACUUGGAAGAGAUCAAACAAGAGAGGAACCCUAUAAAUAUCCUGAAAGUGUGAAGUCUUUCAACCAUUUUACACCUCUUGGUGAACCAAAAAUAGUGAAAAGGGGGAAGAAACUGUAUGAAGGUAAGGAUUUUGGGGACAUCUUUACCCUGAGUUCAUCUCUUAAUGAAAACAGGAGGAGUCACCUUGGAGAGAAACUGUAUAAGUGCAGUGAAUGUGGCAAAUGCUUCAAACGGAACUCUUCUCUUGUUUUGCAUCACCGAACACACACUGGAGAGAAACCUUAUACCUGUACUGAAUGUGGAAAAUCAUUCUCCAAGAACUACAACCUGAUUGUGCAUCAAAGAAUCCAUACAGGAGAGAAGCCCUAUAAAUGCAAUAAAUGUGGGAAAGCCUUCAGUGAUGGGUCAGCUCUCACACAACACCAGAGAAUUCACACUGGGGAAAAACCUUACGAAUGUCUAGAAUGUGGGAAAACCUUCAACCGAAAUUCAUCACUGAUUUUACAUCAAAGAACUCAUACAGGGGAAAAACCAUACAGAUGUAACGAGUGUGGGAAACCUUUCACCGACAUCUCCCACCUCACUGUGCAUCUCAGAAUCCACACUGGGGAGAAGCCCUAUGAAUGUAGCAAAUGUGGAAAGGCUUUCCGGGAUGGCUCGUACCUUACUCAGCAUGAGAGAACUCACACUGGCGAGAAGCCCUUUGAAUGUGUGGAGUGUGGGAAGUCCUUCAACAGAAACUCUCACCUCAUUGUGCAUCAAAAAAUUCACUCUGGGGAGAAACCCUAUGAAUGUAAAGAGUGUGGGAAGACUUUCAUUGAGAGUGCUUACCUCAUCAGGCACCAGAGGAUUCAUACUGGUGAAAAGCCCUAUGGCUGUAACCAGUGUCAGAAACUUUUCAGGAACAUUGCUGGCCUCAUCCGCCACCAGAGGACUCAUACUGGUGAGAAGCCCUACGAGUGUAAUCAGUGUGGCAAAGCUUUCAGGGACAGCUCAUGUCUGACCAAGCACCAGAGAAUUCACACAAAGGAGACCCCAUACCAGUGUCCUGAAUGUGGAAAGUCCUUCAAGCAGAACUCUCAUCUGGCGGUGCAUCAGAGACUCCACAGCCGGGAGGGGCCCAGCCAGUGUCCUCAGUGUGGGAAAACGUUCAGAAGGAGCACGUCCCUCAUCCGACAUCAAAGAAAACACUCUGGAGAGCAACCCAUGGAAAUAUGAUUGUGGGCCACAUUCAUCUACUGACUUGCUCUCGAGAAGCCAUGUGAAGGAGGAAUGACUUCAGAGAUGACUUUUCCCUGUCAGAAAAUAAUUUUUUAAGCUAUCUAGUGGAUUGACGAAUGUGAGGCAUUCCUUAGCCAUACUACUAAAUCUAUACAUUAAGGAACUCCUGGAGAAAAUACAGGCUGAUAGUAAAUGUGGAAGAGGCUUCAGGAACAUUCCAGCCAGAACCAAACAUAAUGGCACACACACUGGAAUAAAAUCUGUGGAUGUCAAGAGGUACUCCCCUGGAGAUGCAUCAGAGUGCUUUAACGAGAAGGAACCUGUGAAUGUGUUUGGUGUGUAGUCAGCAUGUGGAAUACUUUAAUGAGGAAUGUCUGCCUCGUGCAUAAGCAGACUCUUAACAGGAUCCAGUGUAAGCUGGCAGGAGCUCUUGCUGUCUGCUCUGAAUGAACAGAGGCGUUCUGGUGAUAGACCCCACACAGCAUUCCACCCGACGGCAACCACGGAAUGUCAGUUAGAUUUUGCUCUUGCCAUGUAUUUCUGUGUUACAGCCCUAUCAAGUGUUCAGGAUUUAUUUCAGAAGGGGCAAGUAGUUGAGGACAUUGCUUGUGAAUGAACAAUGGAAUUCUCCCUAUUAGGACUGAAGCGGGCUUGUACUGAGAUGGACCGGGUUGCCGCUGAGAAAUGUGAUGCAUCGCUUUAGCUGCGGAAAUAAAAAUGGAAUGAGUUCUUA
Molecule: messenger RNA, 2366 nt
Organism: Suricata suricatta (meerkat)
Lineage: Eukaryota; Metazoa; Chordata; Mammalia; Carnivora; Herpestidae
Gene: ZNF329
Product: zinc finger protein 329
Exons: 1
Coding region: 5-1630 (541 amino acids)
Biological process (GO): regulation of transcription by RNA polymerase II
Molecular function (GO): RNA polymerase II cis-regulatory region sequence-specific DNA binding; DNA-binding transcription factor activity
Source: RefSeq, a predicted model, not a curated record